GCCAAGGCAAAGUCUGAUCGAGCGCGAGCAAAGGUCAGUGAGACACUUCUCAAGUCGGUCCAAGCAGCUCGACAAGAGGCGGCACAAAACCGUCGCGAUGAGCAACGUAGAGCCGUGAAAGAGCGCAUAAUGACAGAAGAGGAUCCUGAAAAGGCUCGACGACUUGAAGUGAGGAUUUCCUUAAACCUUGGUUUUAACCUUCGGUUAAGAAAAUAG
Hydatigera taeniaeformis is the source of this 216-nucleotide messenger RNA. NCBI's taxonomy places the organism in Eukaryota, Metazoa, Platyhelminthes, Cestoda, Cyclophyllidea, Taeniidae. The record is from the annotation of a GenBank genome assembly.